This is a messenger RNA of Yarrowia lipolytica CLIB122, 681 nucleotides long. RefSeq lists its product as uncharacterized. Gene Ontology annotation, cellular component: ER to Golgi transport vesicle membrane; Golgi apparatus; SNARE complex. Gene Ontology annotation, molecular function: SNAP receptor activity; SNARE binding. Gene Ontology annotation, biological process: vesicle fusion; endoplasmic reticulum to Golgi vesicle-mediated transport. Lineage: Eukaryota; Fungi; Ascomycota; Dipodascomycetes; Dipodascales. The record is from RefSeq and is a predicted model, not a curated record.
AUGAACGCGAUUCACAACCAUCUGGUGAAGCAGAAUGCCAGCUUAAAGAAGGACCUGUCCGAGUUCUCCGCCAACCCCGCAGGGGCGCCCAUGUCGCUACAAGGCCAGAUUUCGGCUACCAUGACCUCCUUCAGCCGAACCCUGGACGACUAUUCGGAAAUUAUCAACAAGGAACACAACAAGGAGAAGAAGGAAAAGGCUGAGGCACGUCUGGCUCGGUUUCGUGAAGAGCUGGCCGACGCACGAAGCGAGUUCAAGAACCUCAGAUCGGCCCGAGAAGAGAAAACGCUAGAGGAGAACAAAACGGCGCUGUUUGGAGACAACCCUUACGGCGAGUCGCGAAACAGAAACGUGAACCGAGACGUGCCGAUUCAGCCGACCUACACAGAUCUUACACGAGAAGAGGGCAUGCAAAGGGAACAGUCGUCUCUGAACCAGGUGGGCCAGCAGCUCGACUCAUUCAUUGAGCAGGGAAUGGCUGCUCUGGGCGACUUGCAGGAGCAGAGCGACAUUUUGAGAAGCACCGGAAAGAAGAUGCGGUCUGUGGCCGAGACUCUGGGUCUGUCUCGAGAGACCAUCAAGAUGGUGGAGAAGAGAGCACGACAGGACAAACGGUUUUUCUACGGAGGCAUCGUCUUCAUGCUCGUGUGUUUCUAUUACAUCUUGAAGUGGUUCAGUUAG